Molecule: messenger RNA, 2108 nt
Organism: Pieris rapae (cabbage white)
Lineage: Eukaryota; Metazoa; Arthropoda; Insecta; Lepidoptera; Pieridae
Product: pentatricopeptide repeat-containing protein 1, mitochondrial
Exons: 4
Coding region: 21-2090 (689 amino acids)
Biological process (GO): tRNA 3'-end processing
Cellular component (GO): mitochondrial matrix
Molecular function (GO): tRNA binding; protein binding
Source: RefSeq, a predicted model, not a curated record
UAAAAUAUCAAGAAAAGGAAAUGGCUUUGCGAUGUUUAAACUUUGUAAAAAAUAUUUCAAGGAAUAAAUCGAUAAUAUCAUUCGUUCGUCAUAAUUCUUUUAAUAUUACAGAAAAGGAGCGUGUCAAUGCUUGCAAAACAUUUAAAACAGAAAAUAAUGUAACAUACCUGGAAGAUCCAGAUACUUUUGGAACUAUUUCAAAAAUAACAAUUGUUAAAGAUGAAAUAAUUGAAGAUGAAGGAGACCUUCAAGAAGAAAACUUUCAAAGUAGCCGCCCAUUGAAAUCGCAACAGUUAACUAUAAAACAAUAUAGUGACAUUAUCAAACAAUAUGUAAAAAAUAAGAGAAUAAAAGAAGCUCUAGAUGUUUUAGAAGUGAGGAUGCUAAAAGAAGAUAGAGUUAAACCUGAAAAUUACAUUUAUAAUAUUUUGAUUGGUGCAUGUGCUGAAGUUGGUUAUACAAAGAGAGCCUUCAAAUUGUACAAUGACAUGAAAAAGAGGGCACUUAAACCUACAGGAGACACAUAUACAUGUUUAUUUGAGGCCUGUAUGAACAGUCCUUGGAAAGAAAAUGGUCUUAAACAUGCAAGAAAUUUAAGAAAUCUCAUGAUAGAGAAAGGUGUUGAACCUAAUUUAACAAACUAUAAUGUAAUGAUUAAGGCAUUUGGUAGAUGUGGUGAUUUACCUAUGGCCUUUAAAAUAGUAGAUGAAAUGAUUUCAAAGAAAAUAAAGAUUAGAGUCCAUACUUUUAACCACCUUUUACAUGCAUGUAUCUCUGAUAAAGAAUCGGGAUUAAGACAUGCUCUUAUUGUUUGGAGGAAAAUGUUAACCCUUAGAGAAAAACCCAACAUUUAUUCAUUCAAUCUUAUUUUAAAAUGUGUAAAAGAAUGCAAUUUAGGGUGUAAAGAAGAUAUUCAAGAAUUAAUUAAUAUUAUUCAAGCAACAAUACUUCAAGCUAACAAUAAAUUUAAUAAGCCUCUCCAAAUUGACUCGAGUAAAGAUUCACAAGAUGAGAUAAAAUUAUUAUCACCCUCAUCUGUUACUAUAGACAAUGACAUUAAGCUAGAAAAUACUUAUGAUCACAGUGCAAAUCAACUUUUACCAAUACCAUUAAAUGAAGAGCAAGAUAAUACAAGUCACACUAUAGAAAACAGUAUUACUUUAAGGUUUGUUACACAGAAAACAACUAGCAAAACUAAUUUAGGUGUACCAAAUUUACUUUCACAAACAUUACAACUAGAGCAAGUUUGUGGCCUACAAGAAGUAAACACAGUGCAGGAUAAAUUUGCUAUUGUAGGAGGCCAAGAUGAUUUUUUAGAACAAAUGGCACUUUAUUCUGUAAAGCCAGAUAUUAAAAUUUUCACCCAAAUGCUUGAAGUUAUUGACAAUAAUAUAGAAGCUGAAAAUAAAGUUUUAUGUACCAUUAAGGCAAUGAAAUUAAAGCCCGAUAUUGAAUUUUACAAUAUGCUUAUUAAAAAAAGGUGUCUAAGAUUAGAUUAUGACAAUGCAUUCGCAGUCAAGGAAAUGAUUGAAAAAGAGUCCAAAAGAAGGAUGAGGCUUCCUAACAAAAAACGCAGAUUAAAAGUUAAUAUUAUGACUUAUGGCAUUCUAGCAAUGGCAUGUAAAACAAAAGAAGAUGGUGAAAAACUUUUAAAUGAGAUGAAAGAGAAACAACUUAAAGUUAACAUUCAGAUUUUAGGCACCCUACUUAGACAUGGGACAGCAAACUCGAAAUUUGGAUAUGUUUUGUAUAUAAUGGAUAUUGUAAAACAGGAGAAUUUAAAACCCAAUGAUAUAUUUAUGAAACAUUUAGAAUUAUUCAAUGAGAAAUGUGAAGCCAUAGUUAAAAAGUACAAGCAAAAACAAAUUAACAGUGUUUUUGUUGUGGCAUAUGAUGGAUUCAGUCAAAGUUAUAGUAAAUGGUUAACAGAAGUGAAUAUUGAGGAUACAUUGAAGAUUGAAGAUCCCUGGAAGCAGUUCCAAGAACCUCAUCCAGAGACUGUGCAAAGAGAAAUAUUUAAAAUAGACGAGCCCAAAAGAUUUUAUAAAAGAAAUCGAAAGUUUGUUCCUUUCACUGUUAAGGUCAAUUAAAUAUAUACUACAAUAUUA